CAACUCAUUAAUCCGCCCUCGUAUAUUCAUUGAAUUUCAUGCAUCUUUGCAAUGUCUCGCCACUUUGUUUCUGUUAAGGAUAAUACUGUAUACCUUCAGACCUUCAAUCAUAUAUCAUAGUGACGAUGUGUAUUAUAUGUGGAUAUGGAAAUGUCUAAUAUAUUUUUAACAAAUUAAUUAAAAGCAAUGAUUGAAUAAGAUUACAUAAUCCAUAAUAGGGAAGUUUUCAUCGACAGCAUUCACCGCCAUGGAACUUGUGAAGAAGACUGAUGACCAGGGAAAUACCACUAUAUUCAAGCGUUACCAUGGUCGAGCCUUCCAUAAAGAAAUUCCUGGUAAUGUGGGAGAUCAACUGGAGAAGGUGGCGUCUUUACCGUGUAGGCCUGAUGAUGUCUUACUGUGUACAUUUCCUAAAUCAGGUACUCACUGGGUAUUCAACAUGGUCAGAAUGAUACAGACGAAUACUCUGAAGUACAUAUCUGAUCUGGCUAUGAUCGAAUUUGAAGAUGUUGGGAGAUCUGCUAAUAUAAAAUCACCAAGGUUAUUUGCUACACAUCUUACUUAUCCAUUCAUCCCUAAAGCGGCCAAGGAAGGACAACUGAAACUUAUUUACGUCCUUCGCAAUCCAAAGGAUGUUGUUUGCUCAUACUAUAAAUAUAUGAGUCAAAUUAAAGCACGAGCUACAUUGGCAACUUCGAUGGAUUUCUAAAAGCCUUCCUAACUGAAGAAUCAAUAUCUUGUGGCGGAUCCUGGUUUACACAUACGAGGGAAUGGAACUCUGCCAUUUGUGAAAAUCCGAAUUUGAACAUUUUGAUUCUUAGAUAUGAAUGCCUGAAAAAGGUAAAUGAACAUAUUUGGAUCACAAUAUGAAAAAAGGUCUGCCCAAAUGUUUUGAAUCACUUGGUACGUUGCUACGUCAUCAUAAAUCGUUUCCACGUUAUACCGUCGUCUCCUUAUUGUAAUGGACAGCUAAUAAACCACAUCUGUCAGGUUUAUGAAACUGUUACGUUCCUAUCCUAUUUGUUGCAAACUUCGUAACUAUUAAUGGUCAAUAUUACGACUUGUCCGAGAAUGGUUCUCUCUAUAAUCAUAUCGAUUGCUUUAUUGCAUCAGAAGUUAACACGAACACUGUCAGUUGCGUGAAAUUUGAAAAUGUUCUCGGAGAAAAGCGACCGUUUGGAAUAAUGUCUUUUUCAUAGAAAGUAAUUUUGUUACUAUUAAGUCUAGUGUGCGGUGCAACAAUAAAGAGAAAUAAUACCCCCGUCUCCCAGAAACAUCCCAGACCUUGGGCUCGACAGUGACAGAAAUCAGUCCACUCUUUAGAGGCAAGAAGCCGAAUCCAUCGCGCCAUAUCCAUGCGUGCAUAUAGUUUGCAAUUGUUU
Messenger RNA from Pecten maximus, 1382 nucleotides. RefSeq names its product sulfotransferase 4A1-like. Lineage: Eukaryota; Metazoa; Mollusca; Bivalvia; Pectinida; Pectinidae. The record is from RefSeq and is a predicted model, not a curated record. Gene Ontology annotation, cellular component: cytoplasm. Gene Ontology annotation, biological process: sulfation. The transcript has 3 exons. Bases 248 to 709 code for a protein of 153 amino acids. Gene Ontology annotation, molecular function: sulfotransferase activity.